This is a messenger RNA of Rotaria sp. Silwood1, 220 nucleotides long. The record is from the annotation of a GenBank genome assembly. NCBI's taxonomy places the organism in Eukaryota, Metazoa, Rotifera, Eurotatoria, Philodinida, Philodinidae.
CUCAUUAUUAUUACAAUGGACACAUAUUCUGAAUAUACUUGAUUAUAUACAAGAAGCAUGGUGGUCACCAAUAUUAACACCAUUAUCAUUAAUAACACAUUUAUCUAUAAGUAGUCAAUUACAAUCUUAUUGUGAUUUAAUAUAUCAUCAUGAGUUAUAUGUUGAACAUUUUAUAUCAAUAACAACACAUUAUCAAUUAUUAUUAUUAUUUUUUAUUUGA